This is a messenger RNA of Betta splendens (Siamese fighting fish), 3709 nucleotides long. It is a transcript of the gene f9b, whose product is annotated as coagulation factor IXb. Gene Ontology annotation, molecular function: calcium ion binding; serine-type endopeptidase activity. NCBI's taxonomy places the organism in Eukaryota, Metazoa, Chordata, Actinopteri, Anabantiformes, Osphronemidae. The transcript has 8 exons. Gene Ontology annotation, biological process: proteolysis; blood coagulation. Gene Ontology annotation, cellular component: extracellular region. The record is from RefSeq and is a predicted model, not a curated record. Bases 1977 to 3632 code for a protein of 551 amino acids.
CAGCCCCAGAUUUGUUGAUUUCUGCGUCUGACUGUGAGCUGUAGGAUAUUUACUGCGAGGCUGUUACAGCCGGUGCUUCAGCAAACACAGUCAAGAUGCCUGUGGAUCCAGAGAGCUGCUUCCUCUGCAUAUCAUAUCAGAGCAGCAGUGACUUCUAUCCUCACGCACUGUAGAUGUUUAACUAGAUGAUUCUCUGUAUUUAGAUAUAUGCAGUGUUGUGUAUACAGAAAAACCAGCAAACCUACAUCUGUUAAUCUUCCCCAUCAUCACUGAACCUGCCUUGUGUGACAAGUUGGUGUAAGUCUUGUAUAACAGGUCAGUGACGUCAGGUUGUAAUCGCUUUUUCACUCGGCCACUAAAUGAGCCAACAGACCAAAGCACAGCUGGCACCAGGCCACAGCCUCCCAGGAGGAUUACUGAUCUGGGACCAGCUGCUCCAUUGGAACAAAAAGUGCCACAUGAACAUACUGUGAUAAGAACAUCUCACUGUGGCCGGUCUACAGCAUCUUCAUAUCAUAUUCACUUGUACUGUAGCUGUUAAGAAUCGUCUAAAGUUGUUAAUCCUCUUUGAGAUAAUCAAAUCAAUUACAGAUAAGAAGCGUGUGGAGACACAUUUAAUUAAACCGCCCUGAAAACAUGUCGUUAGCGACAGAGCUUUCUUUGCGGUACAUGUGAAAGGCCUGACGUGUUGCACUGAAGCUAAUUUAGUAGAAACUGACAGACUCCGCCGACCUCAUGCGUCGUAAAGCUGUAGGCUCAUAUGAGGGAGGAGAGAGGACAUGUGUAUAUUGACUGACGACAGGACCUAGUGAGUCUUCAUCGCUGCGUCAACAGCAAUUACAUCCACGACCAAAGGGAGUCGUUUUAAUUAGACGCUCGUGAAUCUGACUUAAUGAAACAGUACAAAAGACGUCAAAGUCAGGUAAAAGUGAAUCAAUGUAAAUGACACAAAUAAAAACAGCCACAUAUUAAUUAAUCAAAGCAAGUGUUUAGGUCAUUAAUCAUGCUGAACGCUAUGACACACACUGAGCAGAGCACAGCAGGACCAGUCACAUGACAGUCCCGCCUGCUUGGCCUUCUGUGCACAGGCUCCCACCAACACGUGUUGGGAAGUCCGUCUCAGCAUUUACACGUUUCCUGUCCUUUCGUUCCCCACAGUGGGUAAAUCAGGUGAGUAGAAAGUAGAAAGAGAAGUAAGAAAGAUCGGUUCGGUGGCUGCCAAAGAGCUGCUGGCCCGGGGCCCGCUGACCUGGCUGGGGGCACAGUGUUUAGUCCACUCCCACGGCCUGUGGGACUCGUACAGUGAUCACACAGCCUUCAAUACUUCACCUCACGCGUUUUCUACUUCACCGGGUAAAGUGCAGCAUCAGCGGACGAGGAUUACGCACGUAAAACCUGAGAGACCGCUGCAGCAGAGGCAGAUUUGUCUGUAGCAGUUUAAGGUUUUUAUCCCAGUGGUACAAAAGUAAACAAGACAAAACCUUUGAGCUGCUCAUACAUAAAAAAUCAGACUUUUGAUUUCCAAAAGCAGGAAAAUGCUCUUUAUUCGUGCUUCCAUGUGCGUGUCAGCGUGUGUUUGAGCUUCUCACAUAGGCUGCAAAAAAGCCGCUUAUCAGACAAGAGUCAUCAAGAUAAACAACAUGAUUCACAGCUGGCAACGUCAACAAACACACACACUGACGUCCAGAAACGCGGAUUGGCCUCAUGAGCAGCUGAUGUUUGCUGCUCAGAGUGAGCGUGAGAUAAUGGAAUGAGAUCCUCUGCCUUGAAGAAUCUGGCAAAUGCGUUCUGUCUCGCUCACAGACGUGAACAAACACACGCACACACACACACACACACACACACACACACACACUCUGUGGCCUUAGUGUGAGUGGGUGAGUAAACAGUGGGCAGCUGUACUUUGGAGCGGUGGAUUUGACAGCAGAGUGAAGUCAGACUCUGUCAGAAACAGAAGGACAACUCGUAACAAGAAGAUGGCGAGCGUUAGCCUCCUGGUCGUGCUGGCUGCUUUACUGCUGGAGGCGAGCGGAAGGGCAGUGGACCUCACCAGGAAAACAGAAGCUGUGUUUGUGUCGCAGCAGGCGGCCGACGCCGUGCUGCGACGCCAGCGCAGGUUCAACAGCGGCCACUUGGAGGAAAUUCAAAGAGGCAACCUGGAGCGGGAAUGUAAGGAAGAGACCUGCACGCCGGAGGAGGCCAGGGAGGUCUUUGAGAACCACGGGGAAUUCAUGAAAUUCUGGGCCAGCUACGUCGACGGGAACCAGUGUGAGUCCGCUCCCUGCCAGAACGACGGUACGUGUGAAGACGGAAUGAGCACCUACGUCUGCUGGUGCAAACCCAACUUUGGCGGCAAGAACUGUGAGAUUGAGGUGGACAAGCAGUGUCUCACCAACAACGGCGGGUGUUCCCACUUCUGCCGCAUGCAGAAGGAGCGACCUGUGUGUCAGUGUGCGGCUGGUUACAAACUGGGGCCAAACAAGAAAAGCUGCGAGCCAACAGGCCCGUUCAGCUGUGGCCUCGUGGAGCUGACCUCCACCUCCAACACCAGGUCCAUCGUCAAUCCACGAUCCUCAAACUCAACGCACUACCCUAAAAGCAAGUCCAAUUCCAGCAACACUCUGGAGGACGGCUUCUACGAUGACAACAUAACAGACAUAUACGAUUACUACGAGUUCGCUCAGGCUGAUCCGGCGCCGCCCAACGCCUCUGCGGUUCACAAACGCUCGCCCAGGUCAGAUUCAGGCUCCCACGCUCUGAAGAACAGCAGCGAGACAAGCAACGCCACAGGGACGGAGGACAAGAAGGAUCCGAGCUUCUGGGCUUUCUUUCCCACGAUCCCCACAAUAACAGAAAAAGACAACACGGACCAGAGGAUUGUGGGAGGGGAUGCUGCCUCAUCUGGAGAGAUACCGUGGCAGGUGACUCUCAUGGCCUAUUCAGCCAACUAUGGGAAAGUCAUGCACUUCUGUGGAGGAUCUCUGCUCAGUGAACUAUGGGUCAUCACUGCUGCCCACUGCCUAUUUAGACAAAAUAAACGUAUCUCAAAUACAGACUUCUUCGUCAGAUUAGGUGAACUUGACCUCAAUGAGGAAGAGGGUCCAGAGCGAGACUACCUGGUAGAACAGCUUCACAUCCACCGUAGCUACAAUUACAUGAAGUCGCAGUACAACCACGACAUCGCCCUGCUGAAGCUCGCCAACCCAGUGGAGCUGUCCCACCACCGGCGCCCCAUCUGCCUGGGCCCCUCCCAGUUCACGGAGCGCGUACUCAUGCAGUCCAGCAGCUCCCUGGUGAGCGGCUGGGGAGCCCUCAAGUUUCACGGCCUCAAGGCCACCAAGCUCCAGAAGCUGGCCAUGCCCUUCGUGGACCGCAAAACGUGCAAGGAGAGCAGCCGCGACCACGUCACCCGCUUCAUGUUCUGCGCCGGCUUCCCGAGCGGAGACAAGGAUUCGUGCGAGGGCGACAGCGGCGGGCCGCACGCCACCAAUUACAAAGGGACCUGGUUUCUCACGGGGAUCGUGAGCUGGGGGGAGGAGUGUGCCCGCGAAGGGAAGUACGGCAUCUACACCCAGAUCUCCAAGUACUACGCGUGGAUCAGCAACACGACCAAGAUUCACGUCGCCAACUGACUGAGUAAACUGAGAAUUGUGUUGUUCAGCAGUUUUGAUAUUGUAAAAUUCCAAUAAAAUGCAUCUCAGUGUUUGAA